AUGACAGCUCGGAAUGUAACUACAUAUGUAGGAGCUACAAGACACAUUUAAGGCGAGCAAAAGAGAGCUGGAAGCAAAAAGGAAAAAGGAUUAAGAAAGCUUGUUAAAAGACGCGAUAUCUUUUCACCAUAAUGGAGAUCCCUGACUUUUCCUCAAUGAAACUGGAUAGUCGGCCUGAGCUGAUUGAUUUUGAGGGUGUUUCUAUGACCCGCUAUUUCACUGACAACUGGGAAAAAGUGAAAAAUUUUCAGGCAAGACCUGAUGACAUUCUAAUUGCCACUUACCCCAAAGCAGGUACCACCUGGGUUUCAUACAUACUUGACCUUCUAUACUUUGGCAAUGAAAGUCCAGAGCGCCAGACCUCCCAGCCUAUCUAUAUGAGGGUGCCAUUCUUGGAGAUGUGUUUUCAAGGAUUGCCAUUAGGCACAGAGCUGGCUGAUAAUCUGCCCACCUCUCCUCGCCUCAUCAAAACCCAUUUACCUGUGCAACUUGUGCCUAAGUCCUUCUGGGAACAGAACUCAAAGGUUGUGUAUGUAGCUCGGAAUGCAAAAGACAAUGCAGUUUCAUAUUUUCAUUUUGAUCGAAUGAACAUGGGACAGCCUGAACCAGGAGACUGGAACACUUUCUUAAAAAAAUUCAUGGAAGGCAGGAAUGUAUUUGGUCCUUGGUACGAUCAUGUUAGUGGAUAUUGGAAGAAAAAACAGACGUAUUCUAACAUAUUGUACAUGUUCUAUGAGGAUAUGGUUGAAGACACUGGACGUGAAGUAGCUCGUUUGUGCUCCUUCUUGGGAUUGUCCACUUCAGCCGAAGAGAGGGACAGAAUAACAAAAGGGGUUCAGUUUGAUGUAAUGAAACAGAACAAGAUGACCAACUAUUCCACUCUCCCAGUCAUGGACUUCAAGAUCUCACCCUUCAUGCGAAAAGGUAAAGUUGGAGACUGGAGAAAUCACUUCACUGUGGCACAAAAUGAACAGUUUGAUGAGGUCUACAAACAGAAGAUGAAGAAUACCACUGUCAAGUUCCGUACUGAGGUUUAAAACUACAGUUCUCGAUCUUGAACCAGAAUUUUAUAUAUAUAUAUA
Messenger RNA from Danio aesculapii, 1082 nucleotides. Its product is annotated as cytosolic sulfotransferase 2. Gene Ontology annotation, biological process: sulfation. The record is from RefSeq and is a predicted model, not a curated record. Lineage: Eukaryota; Metazoa; Chordata; Actinopteri; Cypriniformes; Danionidae. Gene Ontology annotation, cellular component: cytoplasm. The coding region runs from base 132 to 1037 and encodes 301 amino acids. Gene Ontology annotation, molecular function: sulfotransferase activity. The transcript has 8 exons.